UCUAAGCAUUCUUCUUCCCUUGCUCUACAAUCAUGAAGCUUCAGAAUAAUUUUUUGAACUUUACCUUAAUUGCAUCCUUUCUCUUCCUCUUGCUACUAUUCAAAAUAGUUAAGAGAUGGAGUACUUCUAAAAAUUCUAACGCCAACUUACCACCAGGACCAUGGAGACUUCCCUUCAUAGGGAACAUACAUCAAAUUAUUAGCAGCCCAUUGCCUCAUCAUUCCUUCAAAAAUUUGGCACAAAAGUAUGGACCUUUGAUGUACCUAAAACUUGGUGAGGUACCAUACAUAAUAGUUAGUUCAUCAGAAAUGGCCAAAGAGAUUAUGAAAACACAAGACCUCAACUUUUGUAAUAGGCCAAACCUUAUGCUGUCCACAAUAUAUAGUUACAAUAAUACUGAUAUUUUGUUCUCUAUAUAUGGAGAGCACUGGAGGCAACUACGGAAGAUAUGCGUUAUAGAGCUAUUGAGUGUAAAGCGUGUCCAGUCAUUUAGGUCCAUAAGAGAAGAAGAGGUGUCAGAUCUUGCUAAAUCAAUCUCGGCAAAAGAAGGAUUGGUUGUUAAUCUCACUCAUCAGAUAUUUUCAAUGACAUGUGGGAUAGUUGCCCGGGCAGCAUUAGGGAAAAGGAGCAAACACCAACAAGUAGUCGUUUCAUUAAUUAAUGAAAUGAUAAAUAUGCUAGGAGGAAUUUAUAUUGCUGAUUUGUAUCCUUCUAUUAAAAUUCUUCAAAGGAUGAGUAGGGCGAAGUCCAAAAUUGAAAAACUUCAUAGCGAGAUUGAUAUGAUAUUGCAAGACAUCAUCAACGAUCACCGAAGCAUUCACAAGGAAGCAAGCAAAGAUGAAAAUCUAAUUGAAGCUCUUAUCAAGAUUCAACAGAAAAAUGAUCAAUCACAACUUCCAUUGACUGACGACAAUAUGAAAGCAAUCAUCCAGGACAUGUUUGCUGCUGGUACUGAAACAUCAUCAGGGGUAUUGUUAUGGGGGAUGUCUGAGUUAGUAAAGAAUCCAAAGGUAAUGGAAGAAGCACAAGCUGAGGUAAGAAGAGUGUUUGAUAAGAAAGGAGGUGUAGAUGAAUCAGAGUUGCACCAGUUGACAUACUUAAAGUGUGUAAUCAAAGAAACACUAAGGUUGCAUCCUAUUGCACCAUUGUUAGUUCCAAGAGAAAAUGGGGAGAAAUGCCAAAUAAAUGGCUAUGAUAUACCAGCUAAGACAAGGGUCAUGGUUAAUGUUUGGGCAAUUGGAAGAGAUCCAAAGUAUUGGGUUGAAGCUGAGAGUUUUAAACCGGAGAGGUUUAUUAAUAGCCCAAUUGAUUUUAGAGGCACUGACUUUGAGUUCAUACCAUUUGGUGCUGGAAGGAGGAUGUGUUCAGGAAUUGGAUUUGCCUUACCAAACAUUGAGCUCCCGUUUGCUAAAUUACUUUACCACUUUGAUUGGAAGCUUCCCAAUGAAAAGAAAAAUGAAGAACUUGAUAUGACUGAGACAUUUGGAUUAACUGUUGGAAGAAAACAUGAUUUGUGCUUAAUUCCUAUUAUUCGUCCAUUCUUCUUCCCUUGCUCUACAAUCAUGGAGCUUCACAACAAUUUUUCAAACUUCACCCUACUUUCAUCCUUUCUCUUCCUCUUGGUACUAUUCAAAAUAGUUAAAAGAAUGAGUAUUUCUAAAAAUUCUAGCGCCAAAUUACCACCAGGACCAUGGAGACUGCCCUUCAUAGGGAACAUACAUCAGAUUAUUAGCAGCCCAUUGCCUCAUCAUUCCUUCAAAAAUUUGGCACAAAAGUAUGGACCUUUGAUGUACCUAAAACUUGGUGAGGUACCAUACAUAAUAGUUAGUUCACCAGAAAUGGCCAAAGAGAUUAUGAAGACACAUGACCUCAACUUUUGCGAUAGGCCAAACCUUAUGAUGUCCACAAUAUAUAGUUACAAUAAUACUGAUAUUUUAUUCUCUGCAUAUGGAGAACACUGGAGGCAACUAAGGAAGAUAUGCGUUAUAGAGCUAUUGAGUGUAAAGCGUGUCCAGUCAUUUGGUUCCAUAAGAGAAGAAGAGGUGGAAGACCUAGUUAAAUCAAUUUCUGCAAAAGUAGGAUUGGUUGUUAAUCUCACUCAUCAAAUUUUUUCAAUGACAUACGGGAUAGUUGCACAGGCAGCAGUGGGGAAAAGGAGCAAACACCAACAAGUAUUCAGAUCAUUUAUUUAUGAAUUAACAUAUAUGCUAGGAGGAAUUUAUAUUGCUGAUUUGUAUCCUUCUAUUAAAAUUCUUCAAAGGAUGAGUAGGGCGAAGACCAAACUUGAAAAACUUCAUAGAGAGAUUGAUAUGAUAUUGCAAGACAUCAUCAACGAUCACCGAAGCAUUCACAAGGAAGCAAGCAAAGAUGAAAAUCUAAUCGAAGCUCUUAUCAAGAUUCAACAGGAAAAUGAUCAAUCACAACAUCCAUUGACAGAUGACAUUAUGAAAGCAAUCAUCCUGGACAUGUUUGCUGCUGGUACUGAAACAUCAUCAGGAGUUUUAUUAUGGGGGAUGUCUGAGUUAGUAAAAAAUCCAAAGGUAAUGGAAAAAGUACAGGAUGAAGUGCGAAAAGUGUUCGAUAAGAAAGGGGGUGUAGAUGAAUCAGAGUUGCACCAGUUGACAUACUUAAAGUGUGUAGUCAAAGAAACACUAAGGUUGCAUCCUAUUGCACCAUUGUUAGCUCCAAAAGAAAGUAGAGGGAUAUGUCAAAUCAAUGGCUAUGAUAUUCCAGCUAAGACAAGGGUCAUGGUCAAUGCUUGGGCAAUUGGAAGAGAUCACAAGUAUUGGGUUGAUGCCAGUAGUUUUAUACCGGAGAGAUUUCUUAAUAGCCCAAUUGAUUUCAAAGGAACAGACUUUGAAUACUUACCAUUUGGUUCUGGAAGGAGGAUGUGUCCAGGAAUUGCAUUUGCCUUACCAAACGUUGACCUACCAUUUGCUAAAUUACUUUACCACUUUGAUUGGAAGCUUCCAAAUGAAAUGAAAAAUGAAGAACUUGAUAUGACUGAGACAUUUGGAUUAACUGUCGGAAGAAAACAUGAUUUGUGCUUAAUUCCUAUUACUCGUCGUCUUUAAUUAUUUUUGUAUUACUUUUUAAUAAUAGCAUGUGGAAAAUGAUUGUAAUAAAAAGAGAAAAUAUCAUUUAUCUCUCCCAUGAAGGAGUAAGAUAUUCCUUAUAAAGUUUGUAUUGGUAAUUAAUCUUUACAAAUUGAUUUAUGUAUGGUUACAAUGUACAAUGUUAUAGGAGAAAAUUGGUUUGGAUGUGGUAGUUUAUAGGAGAUAUUACUUAUCUCAAUUCUAGUUUUUACAAAUUUAACAAAGAUCCUUUAUUAUUUUUUAUCGUAAUUCUA
Molecule: messenger RNA, 3349 nt
Organism: Vicia villosa (hairy vetch)
Lineage: Eukaryota; Viridiplantae; Streptophyta; Magnoliopsida; Fabales; Fabaceae
Exons: 4
Coding region: 33-3074 (1013 amino acids)
Molecular function (GO): heme binding; iron ion binding; oxidoreductase activity, acting on paired donors, with incorporation or reduction of molecular oxygen
Source: RefSeq, a predicted model, not a curated record